Molecule: messenger RNA, 1254 nt
Organism: Penicillium soppii
Lineage: Eukaryota; Fungi; Ascomycota; Eurotiomycetes; Eurotiales; Aspergillaceae
Exons: 5
Coding region: 1-1254 (417 amino acids)
Molecular function (GO): O-methyltransferase activity
Source: RefSeq, a predicted model, not a curated record
AUGGGACUGGCAUUUAUACCGUUGCUGGCGCCGGCUAGACUGAAAGGGUUUGGCAGCAGCAAAGUGGAACAUCUGCACACUCCUGUAGAUCCUGUCUCAGCUCAAACCGAACAGAUCAAUGCUUCGCUCGAUGCUGUUCGACUGGAGGCAUUCGGCGGCAAUGAAGUAGAGCGUCUCAAAGUACGAGCUGCAGCUCGUCGACUACUUGCUAGAGUGGAGACUCCCUAUGAGCGUGCAUGGGGUUUCUGCUUUGAGCAGCCGGUGGUCUUUGCCGCCCUGCAGACCUGCAUUGACGUGGGGCUUUGGAGAUCCUGGACUAGACUCGGAGGGGAGAAGUCUAUUGACGAGUUGGUCAAGUUGACCAGUCCGACUGUCGACACAAAUCUGCUGCCGGCUUUCAAUGUGGUCGAAGAAACAGCGGAAGACAGAUUCAAGCCCACUCCGUUCUCGCUUUCUAUCGGCGAUGAGAGCACCAAGGUCCGCGCCUCGCUUCAAGCUGCAACAAAUCAAUACAUUGCAACUAGCAAAAACUUGCCCACCUACCUAGCCAGCAUAUCCUACCAAGAACCACAAGAUGUCACCACGAACAACCAUUCAAGCUCAGACCCCGAGGGCCUGAACUUUUUCGGUCGAUUGCAGAAGACCCCCGCCUACUAUGAAGCUUUCACCGGCCACAUGGAAGCAUGGACAACAUGGAAGACUCCAUGGACCAAGGUCGUCGACACAAACCAACUGUUGGCAGGGGCCAACUUAGACAGCGGCUCACCAUUCGUAGUUGACGUUGGUGGAAACACCGGCAUUGACAUCUCCCACGUCCUAGCCAAGCACCCAAACAUCCCCGUCGGGUCUUUAGUCCUGCAAGAUCUUCCUGAAAUAAUCGCGACCGCCCAGGUUGACAAGAAAAUCACCACUAUGGCUCACGACUUCUUUUUACCACAGCCCGUGAAAGCUUACUUUAUGCACGCGGUGCUUCAUGACUGGCCAGAUAAAAAAGCCAAGCAACUUCUAGAAAACACCAAAGACGCAAUGACCAAGGGGUACUCCAAGCUCUUAGUCUACGAUAUUGUCCUUCCGCCUACUGGGGCGAGUAUCAGCCAGACAACCAUGGAUGUGCAGAUGAUGUCGCUGUUGUCGGCUUCUGAGCGGACCCAAGAGCAAUGGAAUAAUCUUCUCACUAGUACUGGAUUCAAAAUUGUCAAAUUUUGGCCGGAUCCUCAGCAAUAUGAGAUGGUCAUUGAAGCUGAGCUUGCGUAG